Branchiostoma floridae (Florida lancelet) is the source of this 684-nucleotide messenger RNA. RefSeq lists its product as uncharacterized. NCBI's taxonomy places the organism in Eukaryota, Metazoa, Chordata, Leptocardii, Amphioxiformes, Branchiostomatidae. The coding region runs from base 66 to 521 and encodes 151 amino acids. The transcript is spliced from 3 exons. The record is from RefSeq and is a predicted model, not a curated record.
UCUUUUUUAGUCAAUUCAUAUUCUUUGCAAGGUUUUGGCCAAUCUUUCGUUAAUUUUAGGUAGCUAUGGCUGGACGCGGACGCCAUGGUGUGUCAUUUUCCAAACCUUCCGAACCAAGCUUCAUCAAACAGUUCAAGGAACGCGUAGGAUACAAGGAGGGACCAGAUAUCAACACAAAAAAAGCAGCAGAGAAACCACCAGAUGAAGAGGAGGAUGCAAGGGAUGACAGAGAUGAUGAGAAGCCAACAGUAGUAGUGUUGGGGAAAGGAGACCUCACCCAGGAGGAGGCUGAAAAAUGGGAAGAAGAAAAGGAAAAGAAAGAUGAAGCAACAGCAAUAGCUGAGGGCAAAAUCACAUUCAAGAAGCCAGUAAAGAGGUCGGCCGAGGACCAGUCAGAAUUAAAUGCCAGCACAUCAAAGAAGAAGAAAGACGACAAACCUGACAAGAAGAGUAAAAUGAAGAAAGUGAAAAAUUCUAGUUUGUUAUCUUUUGGAGACGAUGAGGAAGAAGAGGAUGGCUGAUGGAAAUACACUGAAUCCUCAAUAACUGAUGUUGGCAUGGUAACUUAACCUGUGUUAUAGAAGCAUGAAGCUGCCAAAGCAUGGUCACUGUAAAUAAAAGUACAUAUGUUGACAUUCUCUUAAUGUUUUAUUGAUGUGCUUUGAUAAUAAAAAUGAAAAUAAC